AAUCAUUAUAAAAAGGAAAAAAAUUACUCCUCUUCUCCCUUCUUCAUCUUCUUCUUCUUCCUCGUUUUAUGAGGAAGAAGAAAUCUCAUGUAAUUAAUUUUCCGCCUCUUGUAGUAUUUUAUUUGAUUGAAUUCACCUCCUCCUCCUCCUCCCCCUGAAUUUGUUUUGGGGUUUGGCCUAUUUUAGUUAUUAUGGGGACUGAAAUUUUACGGCGACAGGAUUGUUUGUUUGAUCGGCUCCGGCUAUCUCCGGCGGCAUGUUCUCACCGGAGGCAUGGUGGUUAUAAUUAUAACGCCAGGUUUAAUAGGAAGCCGGUCAGGUCGGAGCAGAGAAAGCGAUCGGAGCCAACGAUCUGUAAGAGGUCGAGUUCUGUGGAUGAUAUGAAGACGGUUAGGAACAAUUUGGUGGUGGAGAAGGUGAUAACUGUGAGGCGGGGAGAGUCGUCGGGGUUGAGGAUCAGGAAUGGCAAGUCGUUAAAGAGGAAGGCCGAUCGGUUGGUGCCGAAUCUGGAGAUUGUCCCGAGGGAGAUCCGGAUCGUGGAUAUAAGAUUUCCGCAGAAAACCGAUGUGUACGCCGGAUCGGCCUUCGUGGUCUCUCCGGCGCCGAGUUCGCUUCCGUUGCCGUCCUUCUCAACAAAGAAACAGGCUCAGGUUUAUAACUCGGCCACUCGUGAUCUCAGGCGGUUGCUCCGGCUCGAUCUGUGAUAUCUCUUUCUCCCCCGUCAACCACAAUCCCGUAAUUUUUUAGCAACGGGGUGGAUCUGAAAACCAGAGAAAAGUACUGGACCAAUUUUUAAAAAAUAUACUUGCAAGUAUGGGGGUUGUUUGAUGGGCUUCAUAAAGGAGUAAGAAAAAGGAAGGGGUCAAAAAUAGGAGAAAAAAUGAAAUGUGGACUUGAUAUGUAAUAUUAGUAAGUAGCAUGGGGAUGGAAAUGAAUUACUGUUUUGCUGUGAGUGUUUUUACUAUCUGUUGUGGAUUUAGAAAAUAUAUGGAUAAAAUUUUA
This is a messenger RNA of Rubroshorea leprosula, 1002 nucleotides long. The record is from the annotation of a GenBank genome assembly. Lineage: Eukaryota; Viridiplantae; Streptophyta; Magnoliopsida; Malvales; Dipterocarpaceae.